AUGUCUAAAGCCAAUUCAACAGAAUUAGAAAAAAUUAAAGCUAUGAUGAAUCAAUCAACUAAAGAUUUUGAUCCUUCGAAUUAUAAAGGUAAAGUACCUACUGGUCAACCUCCUCCAGGUUAUAAAUGUUAUAAAUGUGGUCAAGCUGGACAUUACAUACAGAACUGUUUAGUUAAAACUGAAACCAAUGCUAUAGAACCAAGGUUUAAACGAAGUACUGGUAUACCAAAUAGUUAUUUAACCUUCACCAAUGAUCCUACAACUCCAGGAGCUUUAUUAACUUACUCUGGGCAAUUCGCUGUUCCUACGAUAGACAAGGCAGCAUAUGAGAUUGGUAAGAAAGAACGUCCACCAUUUCUACUAGGAGAAGAUAAUACCCCACCACCUGAAACUAAAGUCAUACCCCAAGAGUUGUUAUGUUUGAUAUGUAAAGAUUUAUUAAGAGAUGCUGUGUUAAUUCCUUGCUGUGGAAACAGUUUUUGUGAUGAAUGUAUUAGAAAUAAACUGUUAGAAACAGAAGAUCAUGAGUGUCCAUCUUGUCAUGAACAGGACGUAUCUCCGGAUAGAUUGAUAGCUAACAGGCAGAUGAGGAGAGCCAUUGUU
Messenger RNA from Lottia gigantea (owl limpet), 603 nucleotides. RefSeq lists its product as hypothetical. The annotation marks the transcript as partial. Gene Ontology annotation, molecular function: nucleic acid binding; zinc ion binding; ubiquitin protein ligase activity. The transcript is spliced from 5 exons. Gene Ontology annotation, biological process: ubiquitin-dependent protein catabolic process; protein ubiquitination; mRNA processing. Gene Ontology annotation, cellular component: nucleus. Lineage: Eukaryota; Metazoa; Mollusca; Gastropoda; Lottiidae. The record is from RefSeq and is a predicted model, not a curated record.